AUGAUCUGCAUCCUCGCGACCAUCGUUGCCCUUCCCACCGUAUGUGCCUCGCUUCCUCCCGACUCCUGCGUGCACGCCAGAUUGGGCGGGCGGCGGGCGGUCGUCGGACCGGCGGACGCUUCUCGCGAGUCUGUCACCGAGCCGCCGGAUGCGGCGACCAUCCCUCGCGAGAUCCUUGAGGCGACGGUCAUAGAUGGCUCAGACGCGGUCAUGCUUCUCCUCCUCGCAGCCUGCGGCAGUGGGCUGCUGCUGCUCCGCAUCCUCGCAGCCGGCGGCGGGCUGCUAUGCAAGUGGGCGCAGCGCUUCGGCGCAACCAGCGGCGGCGGGCUGUUGGGCAUGUGCGCGCCGCGCUCCGGUGCAGCCUUGGGGCAGCGAGCCAGCAAGGCGGUCCGUCCCCGGCUGAGCAAGAGUCGCGGCUUGGUGGCCUUCCUGCUGCUGCUCUGCUUCCUCCCCGUGGCUCGGGCUGGCUCGGGCGAGGCUGGCUCUGGCAAGGCUGGCUCUGGCGAGGCUGGCUUUGGUGAGCAGGGCUCCGGACUUUGGGGGGUGAGCUGGGACUUCUGGUGCGGCGGCGAAGUCGUCCUCUCGUCGGUGCCCUACACCGGUUCAGACGAGUGUCGGUGGGGGCUCUGCCCAGACUUCCAGACCGAGUACGGCGUCUCCCUCUCGCCCGGCGUCGAGUGCGAGCUCGUCAUGAAGGACUCGUACGGCGACGGCUGGGAGGGCGCUAGCUGGUCGGGCCUCGGGCAGGAGGGCCUCGCCGUUGCCGACGGGUAUGAGGAGCGGAAGUCUUUUGUUGCCGUGGACCAGGGCCGCAACGCGAGCGUCUUCAUCCCGCCGGGCGCCCGCCUUGCCUUUAGCAGCAACGACGUGUCCUUCACGGGCUGCGAGGCCAGCGAGUCCGGAGGAGGUAUGAACGUGUACCGCAGCGGCGACGUCACGCUGGAGGGCGCCAGCUUCAGCGAGUGCACGGCUGUCAAGGACGGAGGAGGCAUGUUCGUGUACAGCAGCGUCGGCGUCUCGCUGGACGGCGCCAGUUUCAGCGAGUGCACGUCUGGCAGGGACGGAGGAGGUAUGUCUGUGUGGAACAGCGGCGACGUCUCGCUCGAGGGGUCCAGCGUUGUCGGUUGCACGAGUGGCUCACGUGCGGCUCUUUAUCUCACUGCCGUCGACCGCUUAGCUCUCACCAACUCGCAGUUUGUCGACAACAUUGCGAGCCAAACCCCCGCUGCACUCUUCUUCACCUCCCGCAUCGCUGCCACCGACUCGAUCCUCCGCAACACGACCUUCUUCGGCAACUCUGCGCCAGGAAACAUCACAAUCCUCGCCGCCUCGCCUCUAACGUGGGACUGCCCGCUCGGAUCUUGGAUGCCGAACGUCGGCCAGAUCGACGGCGACCUGUCCGGCUGCAACAGGCUCUGCGCGGAGGACGAUUCUCGCCGCCGGACGAUGGAGGAGGCGGGCUCGGAGUACUGCGCUUCGGACUUCAACGGCCCCGAGUGCCAGCUCUGCGCCGCGGAGAAUCACUACCUCGUCGACGGCGACAAGUGCCAGGAGUGCACUCCGCGCGGCGCGGCGGCUGGCCGCAUCGUCGGCCUCGUCCUCGGCCUCUGCGUCGCGUGCGGCCUGGCGGCGUAUUGCUACAGCAUGACAGAGUGGCGGGAGAAGUCCUACAUCGGCCUUCUGCUCCGCCUCGCGGACCGUGCCGUCUACUGGUACGUCGCGAUUGGCCUGACGGCAAAGCUGAAGAUCCUCUUCGGCUUCUAUCAGAUCUGCACCGUCUUAUCGUCCACCUACUCCGCGCGGCUGCCGGAGGAGUACACGGGAUGGACCGACCGGCUGGCCAACGCGAUGUCCAUCGACUGGUCAGGCGUCUUCCUGCCGGAGCAGUGCCUCGGCUACGCGCUGCGGCUCCUCGCCAUCGCCCUUUCCCCCGUCGCCCUCAUCGCCCUGCUAAUGGUUGCGGGAAUAAGUCUGCGGCUCCACGGCUGGCGUGCUGCCCCGGCGCCGCGCGAGAGAUCGUGGUACGCGGAGGCGGCCCUCGGUCUCCUCGACCUCACGCCGGCGGGCCUUGUGCUCAUCUUCUGCUUCGUGCCCUCCAUCAGCGCCUCCAUCUUCCGCUCCUGGUCGUGCCAGGCGCCCUCGCGGCUGAUGAUUGCCGCCUACACCAUCUCUCCGCCUGAUGAGCCCCUGCAGCAGGUCUCCUACAUGCGGCUGGACGCGAGCGUCGAGUGCGGCUCCGAGGAUCACGAGUCCAUCACCGACCUCGCCAUCGGCUUCAUCGUCCUCUGGCCGGUCGGCUCGAUAGUCCUCUUCAUGUCGCUCCUCGCCGCUUGCUACAAGCCGCUGCAGGCCAAGACGCCGACUGCGCUGACCCGGGCCACCGCCUUCCUCCAUCGUGAGUACGAAACGACCUAUUUCUGGUGGGAGGCCGUCGAGCUGACGCGCAAGCUCGUACUGACCGGCUUCGUGCUGCUGAUCCCGGAGGAGCGAGCCUUUCUUCGCUUGGUGGUGGCGACCCUAGUCUGCUCAUGCUACGCCGUCGCGCUCGCCGCCGUGCGGCCGUACAAGCGGGUCGGCGACGACGUGCUAGCCGUCGCGACCAGUCUCGUGCUCCUCCUCCUCUUCCUUGGCGCCAGCUGGACCACCACUUUCCUCGGCAUUGAGGAGCGGCACCCCGACACAGAGGAGGCCGCCGCCAUCCUCGGGUUUGGCAAGCUGAACGGCAUCGUCAACUCGAUGCUCGUCCUCGUCGGCGUGACGGUCCUCUUCUUCCUCAUCGGCGCCGUCAUCGUCGCCCGCCGCGUCGCCAUGAUCCCCACGAUCCGGAUCGUCUCGACCAAGCAGCCCCCCGAGCUGAGCAUCGUGCUCGGCCUCACGUGGCACCUCUUCAACAGCCACAUCUGGUCGACCGGUCAAGACGCCGUGAAGGUCAUCAAGGGUGAGCUCAAGCAGCUGCUGCCGGAUAUCAAGAUCUUUCUCGACGCGCGCAGAUGCUCAGCCGCGCUAGCUACACACUCAGAACACCUCUCACGCUCCGCGGUGCGCGCACAGGUGGAUGAUCUAAAGGAUAUUGGGGCGCUCGAGGAGUACAUCCAACGGUCGCAAGUCGUCCUCUUCUUCCUGGAUCGCGUGAACGCCAAUUCGCCGGCACAGGCCGUGAAAAGCCGCGCACGCGGGCCGACGAUUACGCAGCUGCAAUAA
Messenger RNA from Emiliania huxleyi CCMP1516, 3201 nucleotides. RefSeq lists its product as hypothetical. Lineage: Eukaryota; Haptophyta; Isochrysidales; Noelaerhabdaceae. The coding region runs from base 1 to 3201 and encodes 1066 amino acids. The record is from RefSeq and is a predicted model, not a curated record. The transcript has 12 exons.